Molecule: messenger RNA, 4908 nt
Organism: Sorex araneus (European shrew)
Lineage: Eukaryota; Metazoa; Chordata; Mammalia; Eulipotyphla; Soricidae
Gene: JADE1
Product: jade family PHD finger 1
Exons: 11
Coding region: 512-2941 (809 amino acids)
Biological process (GO): regulation of transcription by RNA polymerase II
Cellular component (GO): histone acetyltransferase complex
Source: RefSeq, a predicted model, not a curated record
CAUGUGUGAUGGGGGGGUGUGUAUGGGCGUGCAUGUGCAUGGGGUGAGUAGGGUGUGUGUGUGUCUGGGCGUGUGGGUGCUUGUGUGUGAGACUCCUCAGCCCAGCGGUUCCCAAGGUGCCUUCCCUGGCCGGGGCAGCUGCUGCUCUGUGUUUUCUGAUCACGGAGGCGGGGGUCAAGUGAAGGUUUCGGCUGGGCGCUUCGUUUGGGUCCCUGAGGCGGGUGUGGGUCUGCCGUGCCCCCCGGGGCUGUGCUGGGGCCUGCCCGCUGUGUGUCUGCGCGGCCUCUGGCACACUGCCCCGCGGGUGGGCCGCGGAGAUGGCGGGUGACCCACAGGGGUGUCUGAGGGCCUGGCAGGACUCACAGCCCGGGUCCCUGUGAGGGUUUGGAGAGACUUGACUGGCCCAUCUCGUACCUUGCGGUGCCCUGCUCAUGCUCCCAGCACGUGUGUGUGUGCUGUGCCCAUACGAGCAUAUAACACACGUGCACACACAUGUGCUGGGGUGGCAGGCAUGAAGGGAUGUCGGGGUUCCAGGAAAUGCAGCGCUGCCCGCUGCUUCCCAGGGACCAUGAAACGCUGCCGCGUGCCCAGCAGCAGUGAGGACUCGGACGCCAAUGGCAGCCUGUCCACGACCUGGUCACAGAGCUCGCGGGCCCCGCACAGGAGAGGCUCCUGCUCGCGGCAUGAGGACCGGAAGCCUUCGGAGGUGUUCCGCACGGACCUCAUCACGGCCAUGAAGCUGCACGACUCCUUCCAGCUGAGCCCUGACGAGUACUAUGUGCUGGCCGACCCCUGGCGGCAGGAGUGGGAGAAGGGGGUGCAGGUGCCCGUCAGCCCCGGCACCAUCCCGCAGCCCGUGGCCAGACUGGUGUCGGAGGAGAAGCCCCCGACGGCGCCGGCCACGGCCCCCGCGCUGGGUGACGGUGCCUGCCGCUACGACCUCAACGACAUGGACGCCGCCUGGCUGGAGCUGACCAACGAGGAGUUCCGGGAGAUGGGGAUGGCCGAGCUGGACGAGGGCACCAUGGAGCGGGUGCUGGAGGCGCUGGAGCAGCGCUGCCACGACAACAUGAGCCGCGCCAUCGAGUCGGAGGAGGGGCUGGGCAUCGAGUACGACGAGGACGUGGUGUGCGACGUCUGCCAGUCCCCGGAGGGCGAGGACGGCAACGAGAUGGUCUUCUGCGACAAGUGCGACAUCUGCGUGCACCAGGCGUGCUACGGGAUCCUCAAGGUGCCCGAGGGCAGCUGGCUGUGCCGCACGUGUGCCCUGGGCGUGCAGCCGCGCUGCCUGCUCUGCCCCAAGAAGGGCGGUGCCAUGAAGCCCACCCGCAGCGGGACCAAGUGGGUGCACGUCAGCUGUGCGCUCUGGAUCCCCGAGGUGAGCAUCGGCAGCCCCGAGAAGAUGGAGCCCAUCACCAAGGUCUCCCACAUCCCCAGCAGCCGCUGGGCGCUGCUCUGCAGCCUGUGUGAGGACAAGGUCGGGGCCGCCAUCCAGUGCUCGGUGAGGAACUGCCGCACGGCCUUCCACGUCACCUGCGCCUUCGACCGCGGCCUGGAGAUGAAGACCAUCCUGGCCGACAACGACGAGGUCAAGUUCAAGUCCUACUGCCCCAAGCACAGCUCCCCGCGGCCCCCGCGCGAGGGGGCCCUGGGCGAGGGCGCGCGGGAGGGCGGGGCCCCCGCCGGCACCCCCUGGAGCCCCGCGCAGCCGCCGGCCGACCCGGGCAGCGCGCGCAAGCAGAAGCUGCAGCAGCUGGAGGACGAGUUCUACACCUUCGUGGACCUGCUGGACGUGGCGCGGGCUCUGCGGCUGCCCGAGGACGUGGUGGACUUCGUGUACCAGUACUGGAAGCUCAAGCGCAAGGUCAACCUCAACCAGCCGCUCCUGGCGCCCCGCAAGGACGAGGACGGCGACCGGGGCCAGCAGGAGCAGGAGGCGCUGCUGAGGCGGCUGCAGCUGUUCACGCACCUGCGGCAGGACCUGGAGCGGGUGCGGACGCUCACGCACAUGGUGACGCGGCGGGAGAAGAUGAAGCGCUCGCUGUGCCGCCUGCAGGAGCACAUCUUCAGCCUCUACACGGAGCUGCAGGAGCAGGAGCGGGGCGCAGGUGCCCCCGGGGCCCCGCCCUGCCCGGCGCUGGACAGCACACUCCUGUUCGACAGCCCCGCGGGCCCCGGCACCCCGCGGCUCGAGGACCUCAAGUGGCACUCGGCCUUCUUCCGCAAGCGCAUGGGCACCUCCCUGGCCCACUCGCUCAAGAAGCCCAAGCGGGGCGGCCCUGCGGCCGGGGCCCGCGCUCUGCUGAAGCCACCGGACCUCUGCGGCCGGAGGGCGGCCCCGCUGGUCCCCGAGAGCCUCCUGAGCCUGGAGAAGACCUUUGCCGAGGCCCGGCUCCUCCUGGCCCCGCCCAAGAACGGAGCGAAGAACGGCGCGGCCCCGCCGGGGCCCGGGGCCAGGCGCGAGCACCGCCUCGGCCUGCACUGUGACCUCAGCCGCGGGGACGCCAGGGCCCGGCCCUGCAGACCCUCGCACAAACCUCUCGCCCGCACCGCUGGCUGCCCCGGGCCACGGAGGGAGGCGGCGCCCCCGGGCCACGGCUCCCUGGCCAGAGCCGGCGCCCCCCAGACCACCGCCAAAGUGCCUACCGCCCCCGCCGGCCCCGGGAAGAACUGGGGAGGCUUCCGGAUCCCAAAGAAGGGGGAGCGCCCGGCUCGGGGAGACGCCUGCGCCCCGCACGUGGGCUGCCCCUACCUGGGCCUCGGCCGGCUGCCGCCCAAGGACAGGGCCCGCCCGCUGCCCGCCGACGCCGAGAACGACGGCUACACGCCCGACGUGGAGAUGAGCGACUCCGAGAGCGAGGCCUCCGAGGAGAAGUUCGUGCACGCCGGCGCCCUGGGCCGCAGGACAGACGCCAUCCGCAGGAGCAUCCUGGCCUCCUGAUGGCGCCGGCGGGAAGCUCCGAGUCCGGGGGUCGCGAGUUCCCAAAGCACAGAUGCCGGCCAGGCUGGAGGGUCCGUGGGCGCGGAGAGGCCUGGGCAGGGCGCUGCUGUGUACAUAGAGCCCGGGGGGACGCCGGGCCUGCGGGAGAUUCAGGGUACAGGAGCCGAGUGGGUGGGCCUGGGGCCGGCAGGGAGGCUCUUCUUCUAACAAGAGAUUCGCAUCACGCGAUGAACUUCCCGGCCCCGGCCCGCACUUCAGAGCUGGCCACUAGUACAUAUCUCCGGGAAUCGGGCCUCUGAAAUGAACGGAUUCCUUCAGAAAAUUGGAAAAGGAAAAAAAAAAAACGCAAAACAGGUUCUAUAUGGAAAAGCGUCGAGAGGCAACAAGCCGUGCUGACCUUUCCCCCGGCAAGGUCAAGCGGGAGCGAGCGGAGAUGUGUGACAGGGUCCCGGCGUCGGAGUGCUCACUUGGACUUCCCAAUUGCAAGUGGCAAUAACUCGCAAGUUAUCAGCAAUAAUAAAUUCAGCGUGAAAUUUGAGUCCCAUGUUGUCUGGCGCCGUGGCGGUGUGCAGACGCAGCACACGGUGUUCAGGCCCCGUUUCUUUUCUUUGCGAUUCAGUGUCGUCGUGAGUAAGUCCGAGAGGAGAGUGUCGCGGCAGGUGCUGCCCCUCGGCCACCCCUUGCUUGGUUCGUGGCUCUUAGAUCCUGCGGCGUCUCCAGUCUGCGUCCCGGGAUCGAGAUGCGGAGUGCUUUGGGUUCUGUCGUUCACUCUCGAGUCUUCCAAAAACGCGGUAAAUUUCAGAGGAUGAGCAGGGAGACCCCGCGCAGCCCCAGUGUGGGGGAGCUUCCAAACCCAGCCUCCACGUUCCCAGCACCUGCUGGCGCCGGUUCCGGGACGGAGGAAGGUGGGUCCGGCCUCCGCAGAAUGCUGUCCGGAUCAGCUGCUGCUGCAGACGGUCGGGUUCCGAGGAGUCCAGCCGGGCGUUCCCAGCGUGACCGCACAUGCGGUUUUGCCUGGCCCCAGCAGCCGCCUUCGGCUGGUGUCCGUGUCUGCACUGACCUGGCUGCACGGCUCGGAGCGUGGAACAGGGAGGGGCACUGUGUCAAGCCAUAGAAAGAAAACCUAAAUCACUUCUAGGGAGCGAAUGGCCUCUCCAAAUUCUAGGAGGUCGCAGAUUCAUUUGCACUAUUAGGAAUGCUAGUUUUGUGCAAAAAUAAUGCCUUACCUGUUCCCCCCCCCCAUUUAGGUUGAAAAGCUUUCAAAAGUUCCAAGUUAUGCUGAACCAAAAAAAAAACCAAAAUGAAAUUAAAACACAAGAGACAAAACACACACAAACAGAAGACCCCCUCAGCCCCCUACAAGGUUCCUGCUCAGAAAUGCGAGGGGACGGGGCGGGGAGCGGUGUCCUGGGGCAGGGCUGGGGUGCCCCGGGCAGCCCCCCAGCACCGGACCAUCGCUUCUUGGCAUUUCUCUUUCCUUUUGAAGAUUUAUCUUUCCUUGUGCAUCCUGACCAAGAGAUAUCUAUGAUUAUGAUCAAUGUAUUAUGUCAAAAUGUAGGUUAGUUAAACUUCUGUAAAGUUGCCUGGAAUGUCAUUUGUUAGGUUAUCAAUCACAAGAUGGAAACAAAGGGUUCUAUGUGUCAUGUACAAAUCUUGAAUGAUUUUGCGAUGGACACACACCGUCCCAUUUGUCCCCUGUACAGAGGAUCUUUCACUGCGUGCCUAGCCUGGUGUCCAUUCAGCCGAAAAUGAAGAGAAAAGGUGCAUGAAGAGUUCCAAACCAGAAUGAAAGUCUAUGUAGAGAUGACUAUUUUAUAUCACAUCGUCCAAUCCUGUAUUUAUUUCUAGCCCCCUUUUGGAAAGUAUUUAUAAAACUAGUCGAGGACGCUGUAUUUUUUGGUUGAACUAUUUAGUAGAAUUUGUGCCUUUUUGUCUGUACGUGAAUAAACGCUGUACAUUUUGCAGUA